UAUGUCAGUGUCUUUUCAAAGCCCAAUCAUGAAGGCUGCUCAAGAUCUCAGCCCCUGGAUAUGGUUUUAUCUACUGUUGUUGAGUGACUUAAUUCAUUUUGGAUCUAAUUUCUGCCAGGCAGUGCCAAUUGUCGGAGGUCGGAUCGUGUCAACCGUGGGGAGCACAAGUAAAUACCCCUUCAUGGUCUCCUUACAAGACGUAAUUACGGGAAAUAUCACGAUCGGAGUUUCUUAUCGACAUUUUUGCGGUGGCAGCCUUAUCAGCGAUCGAUGGAUAUUGUCCGCAGCUCAUUGUGUUUGGAGGAAAAACAUUCACAAUAUUGCUGCCUUUAUUGGCCAUGAGAAUAUUGAAAACAUCGGGGAGCUGGAACCAUAUGGUCUGGAAAGCGCCGAGUAUAUUUACUUCCAACCCUCAAACUUUCGGAACGAUAUAGCUCUGUUGUAUAUGAAGCGUCGCUAUUGGAGUGCCUUCAGCAAUGGCCUCCGUUUCGCCCAACUGCCACCUCAGGGCAUGAAACCAGACCAAAAUGAAUCCUGUCGCAUUAUUGGCUAUGGAGCAACCCAACAUGCUGGACCCUGUCAAAAGAGACUUUUCGAAGCCGAAGUUCGGGUAAUUGAAAAUCAAAAGUGUCGGGAUAUUAUAGGACACAUUUGGGCGCCCCAGAAUGGAGCGAAUACGGUAUGUGCCCUGGGCAACAAUCAGGAUUCCUGUCAAGGAGAUUCGGGCGGCCCCCUGAUUUGUCCAUAUGGCGGCAAGGACUAUAUCUACGGCCUUGUGUCCCACGGACUGACUUGCGGCAUCCAAGGUAUGCCCAGCAUCUAUACAGUGACCAAACCAUACUACGAUUGGGUCCAACUGCUGGUGCAGUCCUAGAUCUCUGGCGAUCACGUAUAAAUAGUAUAUUUAUUAUGCGAUAUCAAACAGAACAGUAAUGAAUAUAUGUAUACUUGAACAAUGCAGAAA
Molecule: messenger RNA, 964 nt
Organism: Drosophila elegans
Lineage: Eukaryota; Metazoa; Arthropoda; Insecta; Diptera; Drosophilidae
Product: elastase-1
Exons: 6
Coding region: 2-874 (290 amino acids)
Biological process (GO): proteolysis
Molecular function (GO): serine-type endopeptidase activity
Source: RefSeq, a predicted model, not a curated record